AUGGCGAGGCUAGCCUCGUCCGACUCUUUCCUACCUUCGGGUGCACACGACAUGCAUCAUUUCUCCCUCUCACAGGGAGGUGACACUUCUGUCAUCUCUCCUCUGUCCCUUCCAAGGAAUGCGACACAUUACUUUGAGCCCCAAGGCCGCCCUGCACUUCCGACCAGCAACUCGUACCGUGCAAGGGGUAGACAAUCGAAUCAUUUCUUCUCUCCCAGGCUAGCUCCGACUUCCACGCAGAUGAGCCACCAACUUUACUUGCAGCAGCGCAAGCAGAAACAGACGCAGCAUCGAUCGGCCAGUCUGUCGCCAACAUUCAGAGGCACUUCGGUCCCGACAUCCCGCGCGGCUUCGGCUGAUUCCACUGCAUCGGCGAGCAACCUGUAUGCACAGAGGAUAGCAAUACUCGAGAAGCAGAAUGCAGCAAUUCGUCAGGCUUGGGAGAACGAACGGAAGUAUUUGGAAGCCAAUCGGGCGCGUGCCGAGGAGGUUUACCAAGAAGAGCGCACCAUUUGGGAGGCUGAACGGGCCAUUCUGUUGGAAGAGAUUGCCCUCCUUAGGCUAGAGGUUACACGAGCACGCAUCUCUGGAAUACCUGAGUGUGAUGAGGAUGUCAUUGGCCUUAGAGGUGGUGGCGACAGCUGUGGACACCCGGCUGGCUCAGACAGUGUGCCGGUGUCGUCGGGGUCGUCGGAACAAGAACAGGCCUUGACUCAGGCGACGUCAUGUCAUUCAAAGGCCUCCCAGGUUCUGGCUCGGCUGGCAACCGGUGCGUCUGGCCCUAGCCCGCCACUAGAGGCACGAAUCAGUCCUUCGCAGCAAUUCCAGCCGCGAUCACAUGUCAACAGUCCUCCCCAGGAGCCUUUGGAUGCAGCACCCUUGCACGAAUCCAGGGAGGGGACCCCUGUGCCUACCAUCGAUGUCCAGAUUAUCCAUCCCGACCUCGAAGGCAUCCCUAUCAAGAAGACUGCGGUCGAGAGGUCGACCUUUACAGAUACCGAAACUAGCCGUACUACGUCCAAGUCCGGCUCAGCCAGAUCCUCCCCCCCUCUCCCGAGCUCUAGCCCCGACGGAGCAAGGAGUAGGCCACAAGAGAAGGACAUAUUGAAGGUCCUAGCAGCGCCGGCGCCCCAGCGUCUUGUCAUUAAUGCAGGACACACGCCAAAUCACUCACUAUCCAUUCUCCCCUCGGCAGCAACAACUGCAGCACAUACCACCGCCAGUAGCUCAGGUGAGGUGACACCUACCACCACAGCGCCCGACGGUUGCCUCAGCCGCGGAAGUGCCGGCAAGAGCAAGCAAGUCGAUGAGUCCUCAGAUUCGACCAUCACUGUUGGAGCAGAUGCGGCCGGUGUUGAGCCAAGUGAUAUGGGUUCCUUGACGCCACCUGAGGGCGAUCAACCUCUAAAGGGAUUUCUUGGUAUUCGUAACCAGCCUGCUCAUGACGAGAUCUUUUUCCGUAAGCUGGACAGGAAGCUCGAGGCCAUUAAGAGCGAGGGCGAUGUCGUGCCCACUGUUCUCAAGAACGCCGAUGAAUCCUUAGAUGGUGCCAAUCCUCUCGUUGAGACGGCCACGGGUGCUGAUAUCGUCAACAACGGUCAAGUCGGUUCUGAGCAGCAACCGGAAGCCUCCGGCCAGGGAUCCCAAUCAUGCAGUGGAAGCGAUACCGAGGAGCUGAACUUGGAAAUUCCACUCAAGUUCAAGAAGUCCAACAACUUUGGCGCUCCGUUAGGAUAUGGGUUCUCUGUCGGCUCCGCGCAGGCACACUAG
Molecule: messenger RNA, 1770 nt
Organism: Pyricularia pennisetigena
Lineage: Eukaryota; Fungi; Ascomycota; Sordariomycetes; Magnaporthales; Pyriculariaceae
Exons: 2
Coding region: 1-1770 (589 amino acids)
Source: RefSeq, a predicted model, not a curated record